This is a messenger RNA of Prunus armeniaca (apricot), 309 nucleotides long. The record is from the annotation of a GenBank genome assembly. NCBI's taxonomy places the organism in Eukaryota, Viridiplantae, Streptophyta, Magnoliopsida, Rosales, Rosaceae.
AUGGCUUCCUCUUCUUUUCGCCCAAAAUGCUUCGAUUUAAAUGUUGUUCCCAAAACAACUCGUGAUGCCAAAGUUUGGCGUCCAUCCUUUGUAUCCCAAAAUCGUCAUCUUACGGUUAAUGACUCUAUGAUGAUGAAUGAUAUGAUUGCUAUCAUAAGUGCUGAUUCUGUUUCUAACAUAGCUCAUCGUUUGCGUGCGAGAGCAAAUGAGAUUCAGGAGUUGAACACUGAAAAUUCAUCCCUUCGGAGAAUGCUUCAUGAUUCUCAACAAGAGGUUGAAACCUUAAAAAGGAAAAUAAGGCUUUGUUGA